GUGGAAUGAGUCAGUGUCUCACAGACUGUGGUGGGAGAAGGUUGUGUUGCCUGAGGUGCGCCUGGCGGCUGGCUAUUUGAUACAUUCCCAAGUUCCGUCAGAAGAUACGUGACAAUGUUGCCUGUGUUCCUUACAUGCGGCCCCAAUGAAGUUUUAGUGGUUUCAGGUGUUGGGUACAGCAAGCCGGCGAUGGUGACGGGCGGCUGUCUAGUGGCCCUCCCCUGCAUCCACACCUGGAAGAGACUGUCUCUGAAUGUGAUGACCAUCAAGGUGGACACUCCCGGGGUCUACACAGCUCAGGGCGUCUCACUCAACGUCACCGGAGUAGCACAGGUCAAGAUCAGCACGCAGCACCCCGACAUGCUGGCUCUGGCCUGUGAACACUUCCUGGAGAAAGAUCAACAAGAAAUUGCAGCGCUCAUCACUGCCACAUUGGAGGGGCACCAGCGUGGCAUUAUGGGCACCAUGACUGUGGAGGAUAUAUACAGGAAUCGUAAGUUGUUUAAUGCUCGUGUGUUCACUGUGGCCUCGAGGGAUCUGUACACUAUGGGUCUCCAUGUUCUCUCAUACACAAUCAGGGAUCUCAGUGAUAGCCUAGGUUAUCUGGAAGCUCUUGGUAUGGCUGAGACGUCGCGGGUGAAGAGGGACGCCAGGAUCGGACAGGCUUCAGCAGCAAGAGAUGCCAAGAUCGAGAAGUGUUUGGCUGGAGAGGAACUGCUGGCUGCCCAGUAUAUCAAUCUCGCGUUACUGGCCAAGGCAGAGAGGAGGUUCGAGAUACAAAAGGCCGCUUUCGAUCAGGAGGUCAAAGCCAAGAAAGCAGAAGCAGACUUGGCGCACGACCUGCAGACCUGCAAGAUCAAGCAGAGGAUCAAGCAGGAGACCAUGGAGACAAAGGUAGUGGAGAGAAGGGCGUGGAUACUGUUGGCUGAGCAGGAGACCCUGCGACAACACAAGCACCUACAGGUUAAAAUAAGACAACCCGCAGAAGCUGAGAAAUACAGGAUGGAGAGGAUGGCAGCAGCCCAGAGGACAAGGACCAUGAUAGAGGCUGAGGCGCAGGCUGAGGCCAAGCUGCUCACCGCUGACGCCCAGGCUGCAGCCAUACAGGCAAAAGCUCAGGCAGAAGCCAGAAAUAUGUAUUAUAAAGCCGAGGCCUGGAAGGAAUUUGAUAACGCAGCCAUUCUCAGCAUGUAUCUCCACACCCUUCCUAAGAUGGUGCAUGGUGUGAGCAGGUCUUUAUGCAAUGCCUCACGUGUGAAGAUGGUGUCCUCAGGCGACUCUCCUGUGGGAGCAAACAAGCUGACACAGGAGGUCAUCAAUAUCACCAACAGUGUCCCUGAGUUGAUUAAGAAUGUAACAGGCAUUGACCUUUUGAAGAUUACAUGUGCCAAGGGUCCCUAAUCUAGCACAUGAAACAGCCUACUUUGAGGUUGUUCGAAGGAUCAGUGCCCCCAUAGCCCGGUCUUUGACCAGAAGAUAGUUUAUAACAAAGUCAAGAGUGUAUCAGAUAAAUAUUCGGAACUUGCCUUGGAUCUUCAUAGCCCUGAUUGCUUAUUAUUAUUAUUAUUAUUAUUAUUAUUAUUAGCAUUUUUGCUUUAAAGAAGCCAUUUGUAAUAUGUAAUUUAGUUCUUGACGAUACAGAUUUAAUAUCAAUUAAUUAUUGUCACAGAAUAAAUGGUAGUGGAAGUUUCUGUAUAAAUAAU
This is a messenger RNA of Procambarus clarkii (red swamp crayfish), 1703 nucleotides long. Its product is annotated as flotillin-1. Lineage: Eukaryota; Metazoa; Arthropoda; Malacostraca; Decapoda; Cambaridae. The record is from RefSeq and is a predicted model, not a curated record. Gene Ontology annotation, cellular component: plasma membrane; cytoplasmic vesicle; flotillin complex. Gene Ontology annotation, biological process: positive regulation of cell-cell adhesion mediated by cadherin; protein localization to plasma membrane; regulation of receptor internalization.